AGAGUUUUUAAAUUUAAAUUGAUGUAAAGAAAUUGUAGCAAGGAGGAUUAGAGAAUGAGUAGUGAAACCAAAGCAGCAGAGUAUUUCUGCAAGGACUUCGAAUGGGAGCAACUCAGAUCAGAAAUCGAAUCAAACCCUUCUCUUUGCCACCAUUUCGAUUCAUCAUCUUCUUCUUCCUCGCAAUCACCUCAAUCUGACGUUCAAGCUUGGAAGCAAUUUCACAUCCGUCACUCCUCCGGCAAAUUCUUCAAGGAGAGACGCUAUUUGUUAAAGGAGUUCCCUCAAUUGCUUUCCUCUCCCGCGAAUUAUAACCCUAGACUCUUGGAAGUUGGUUGCGGCAACGGAAGCACCGUUCUUCCUAUUCUACGGGAAAACAAGGAUGUUAUUGUUUAUGCAUGCGAUUGCAGUGAUGAGACUCUUGAUAGAGCUAAGGAAAUUAUAAAUGUGAAUGCAAAUGGAGAUGAAUCGUUUAAGCAUCGUUUUCGUACUUUUUGUUGUGAUGUUUCUACUAAUGGAUUCCCAAAUUGGUUGGCAUGUAACCCUUGUAGAGAGAAUUAUUUACAAAAACAGUCAGAUGUAAAAGAGGAUAAUGGACUGAAUGUUAAGGAAUCAUGUUCAUCAGAAGGAUUUGACUGUUGUGUUGGAGGAGUAGAUUUUGUAACAUUGAUAUUUACUUUAUCAGCAGUACCGUUAGAGAGGAUGCCAAGGUCCAUCAAGGAAUGUUUUAGUGUGUUAAAGCCCGGAGGCAUGGUUUUAUUUAGGGACUAUGGCCUCUAUGAUAUGACUAUGCUUCGAUUUGAACCAGACAAGAGAGUGGGAUUCAGGGAAUACAUGCGUUCAGAUGGAACACGAUCAUAUUUCUUUUGUUUGAACACUGUCCGAAACCUAUUUUUGGGUGCAGGCUUCAUUGAGCUUGAGCUUGAUUAUUGUUGUGUUAAGUCCGUGAAUCGCAAGAAAGGGAAGAGCAUGCAAAGAGUGUGGGUUCACGGGAAGUUCCAGAAGCCUGCACUGUGGUAGUUUUCAAUGAUCUCUCUUGGCGAAUUGUGUAAAAUCCCCCCUUGCUUUGACCUUGAUUGCUUUUUUGCCACAUUGAAGACAUAAAAGAGACACCCAGGAAAAAAGAACUAAAGACCGUUGUAUCUGAUUUGCUUCCAAAUUUUGAUGUGCCAAGAAUGUGAAAUGUUUAUUAUUGAAAAAGUAAGAAGAUAACUUUCCAAUUAGACAA
This is a messenger RNA of Vicia villosa (hairy vetch), 1225 nucleotides long. RefSeq lists its product as uncharacterized. The transcript is spliced from 7 exons. The coding region runs from base 55 to 1017 and encodes 320 amino acids. Lineage: Eukaryota; Viridiplantae; Streptophyta; Magnoliopsida; Fabales; Fabaceae. The record is from RefSeq and is a predicted model, not a curated record.